Messenger RNA from Paramecium primaurelia, 2183 nucleotides. NCBI's taxonomy places the organism in Eukaryota, Ciliophora, Oligohymenophorea, Peniculida, Parameciidae. The record is from the annotation of a GenBank genome assembly.
UGUCAAUGAACCUCAGUAUGUAACCAAGAACUAUUUCACCCACUAAAUAUUCAUAAGUCUUAGCAAGUCAAGAUUUCUCUUAACCAGGAACUGUAAAGAAGGCUCAUCCACUCAAUAAUCAAUCACCUUACAUUCAUUCACCUGUCUAAAAUAAAAUGAACUUUAGUAUUGUGUCAGAAGAUGCUGAUAAUUAUAGAAUCAAAUGUUAUGAACUUGAACGUGAAUUGGCCAAAUAUAAGGCUGAUAAUGAACUUUAACGUCUUGUAUAGCAAAAGAGUGGUGACUUAGAAUACAAAGUAGUAGAAGUCUUAGAGUCAAAUAAUGCUCUUUAAGGUUAAUUAGAGAGAGCUUAAAAGGUAGCUUUGUAAAGAAAAAGUGAAUCUGAGAUGUGGAAAUAAAAAUAUGAAGCUUAAAUGGGAUCUCUUAUGUAAAUCAGAUAGAAUUAUGAAGUUGAGAUUAAAGCUCUUACUUUGGAAGUAUAAAAAGCAAAUGCAAGAAGCAGUGCGUUAGAUUAAGAAAAAAAUAGAAUAAUAUCAGAUUAGAGAAAUGUAGCAGAUAAUUAAACAACUUAAAUUUAAGAAACAUUUAAAAGAUCAAAUAAUUCUCAGGCUGAUAUGUAUGAGGCAUAAUUAAAGAAACUUAGAGAUAUGUUAGAAGAUAGAACAUUAUAAGUGGCUUAAUUAUAAUCUUAGAAUGAAAGAUAAAAAAUAGAAUUUUAAGAUACUUAAUUAAGAUUAAUGAAUGAAAUAGAUAUUACAAAAUCUAGAUUAAGUGCAAUUUAAAUUGAUCAUCAAAAUGAAUUAUUAUAAUAAAAAUAAAAAUUGGAAUUGUAUUAAGAAACUAAUUUAAGAAAUUAAUAAACAGCUCAUGAGAAUUAAUAAGAUGUUUAAGGAUCAGAGAUUGUAAAAUUAAAAAAUCUAUUAGAAAUAAAAGCUUAAGAAAUUGAAACUUUAAUAAAUUAAAAUUAAAAAUAAAAGAUAUAAUCUGAAUUAGAUAUAACUGGAUUGAGAAAUGAAAUAGAAAUAUUAAGAAGAUAAAUAUUAAGUAAUGAACAAUUACAUUAAUAAGAAAAUCAUAAUAUUUAAACUAAUUUAGAUAAUAUGCAUAAUAAUGAUACAACUAAUCUUAAAAUAACACAUGAAAAUUAAUUAUAAGCAUUACAUAAAGAAAUUCUUAAACUUAAAGAAAUUAUUGAUCAUAAAAAUUAAGAUAUUUAAAAAUUGGUUGUUGAAAAAUAAUAAUAAAAAGAUUAUUAUGAUGGAGAAAUUUAAAGAUUAAUUAAUACAAUUGAAGAUUAAAAAAGAAGAUCUAUUUUAUUAGAAAAUGAAAAAAAUAGAGAAAUUGCUGAUUAACAUGCUAGAAUUGAAAGAUUAACUAUUUAAUAUGAAAAUAUGUAAAUUGAUCUCUAAAAAUAAAUAUAAUUAUUAAAUUAAGAAAUAAUUAAUUUAAAGAAUUUAUUAGAUCAUAAAAAUUAAGAAAUUUAAUAAAAUCUUAAGAAUUAUUCUUAAAUUAAAUUAGAAUUUGAAGAUAAAUUAAGAAAUUUAUAAAAUGAAUUAGAACUUGUUAAACUUAGAUCAUUUGAAACUGAAAAAUCAAAACUUUAAGAAAUUUAAGACUUAAAAUCACUUAUUAAAGAAAUAGAUAUAUAAAAUAGAGAGAAAUAAAAAUAAUUAGAAUAAUAAAUUGAUCAUUAAAAAUAUGAAAUACAAAAAACAUUUGAUAUGUAUAAUAAUAAAAUAAAAGAAUGUGAAAAUCUAACAAUUCAAAGAAAUAAUGCUGAACUCAUUUAAAAACGUAUUCAAGAUGAUAAUGAUAAAUUGAUUGAAAAAUUACAUCAUUUUGAAUAAGAAAAGAAUUUAGAAAUAGAUGAAUUAAGACAUAAAAUGGAUUCAGGUGCUGCUUAUUAAUUUGAAAAUCUAAAAAGUGCUUAUAAUACAUAAGUAGGAUUACUAUCAGAUCAAAUAGCCGAUCUUUAAAAUUAAUUGGCUAUUAAAAAUAAAGAAUUAACUGAAAUGAUAGAGAAAUAUACAAUAUUAGAUAAGAGUCUCUUACCAGAAACAUUAGUAUCUAGAGCUGCAUACAAUAGUAGAAUUGGAAUACCUGCUGAAUUAUUAGCUAAUAAGUCUAUUCAUGAUGCUACCCUUAAGUCCUAACUUCGAAAUAGUCCUAUAUAAAGAUAUUGA